AUGGCUACAAGCACAGAGUGCAUAGACAAAGGACAGUAUAAAGUCUUAGGAAUGAUUUGUAUAUCAAAAUCGCUCUAUAAGCUGAGACUUGGCACCGAAAAACCUGAUGGCAUUCAUAAAGUGCUGCUGCAGAGUGACUCAAAGCUCAGCGUUGCCUAUUUCAUAGAUCCAAUAGACUUCGGCGCAGAAAGCACAAUAUUAGUACAUGAGCGCACAAUUCCUCCAUUUUUAUCAAACACAUGCUAUACAAUGGUUCAUAGGAAAAAAUACAGCGUGCCAAGUGCAUUAAUAGAAAAAUUGCUAUAUAAAGGCAAAGAAGUAUUAUGCACCAAAAAGUUGAGUAAAUGA
Messenger RNA from Ordospora colligata OC4, 348 nucleotides. RefSeq lists its product as uncharacterized. The record is from RefSeq and is a predicted model, not a curated record. NCBI's taxonomy places the organism in Eukaryota, Fungi, Microsporidia, Ordosporidae. The coding region runs from base 1 to 348 and encodes 115 amino acids. The transcript has a single exon.